CUAUGAAAAAAUAAAAUGGCUGAAUUGCUCGAGCUGUCAAAUCGGGCUUAAAUUUUAAUAAUUUUGAUAUAAGGAAACCGAAGAACUAUUAUCCGCAAGAGUAUCAAGGUGAAAUCAGCAAUGAGCGGUCGUUACGACUACAGCAAAGGGUCGUCUCGAUCCGCGCGUGAUGAUUCUAGGCACGAGAAGCGGCGGGAGCGUGACAGGUCGCGGUCGCCGCGCUCGAGGUCUCCCAGACGCCAACGUUCUCCUGAAGUCAGUCGCAACCGCUACUCUAAAGAACGAUCGAGAGAUCCAGACACCAAUCGUGACAGAAACACAGCUACAAAGCUUGACAAAAUCCCAAAACACACAGAAUGGGAUGAGUCCAGCGAUGAUGAGGUCCCGGCCCCGCCUCCACCACCCAGGAUCAGCAAGAUCAGCAUGGGCUUUGCCAAGCCCGCUGCUCCCAUCAAGAUGAACAUUGGUGCCAAGCCUAGUGUGCAGGCCACGAAGCCAACUAUUGCAUCUGUGUUCAAUGCUGAUGAUGAUGAUGAUGAGCCUGAGGAGAUGCCAGCUGAAGCUAGGAUGAGAAUGAGGAAUAUUGGAAGAGAAACACCAACAUCAGCUGGCCCGAACUCCUUUGGCAAGACCAAGCAGGGCUUCUGCGAUGCCAAGAAGCUGUUCGAAAAGAACCUGAAACAACAACUAGACGAAACAAACGAACGACCAGUCCUACCCAAAUUCCCACAGACUAUCUAUAAGAUUAAACCUACAUGAGUGUGGUCUGUUUAAAAACUGAUCUUUGUGAUUUAUAAUGAUAGUUUUAAAUCGAAGAGCACAAACACUGGAGAAAAUAUUUAUUAUUACAUAUAUCAGUUUCAAGUAUUGUAAACUGAAAUGGAAUAUGAGAUGCUUGAAAUAUAUUUAAAAAUAUUUUAAGCGGGUUACUCAAGUGUUAAGUCGAUGUAACGUUCGACAUGUUUCGAUCCAUUUCCGAGGAUCUUUCUCAAGAGUAGCGGCCUCGCCUUUACAUGUCGA
Molecule: messenger RNA, 1020 nt
Organism: Leguminivora glycinivorella
Lineage: Eukaryota; Metazoa; Arthropoda; Insecta; Lepidoptera; Tortricidae
Product: PEST proteolytic signal-containing nuclear protein-like
Exons: 4
Coding region: 121-759 (212 amino acids)
Biological process (GO): proteasome-mediated ubiquitin-dependent protein catabolic process; protein ubiquitination
Cellular component (GO): nucleus
Source: RefSeq, a predicted model, not a curated record